UAACAGAAAGGCCAUCAUCACUUACCACAUAACUGGCCCUUUUCCACUGGAAAGAAGAUCUCGAUCGGAGCAAUUUGUCCGGCUCGCUUUCCUCUUCACACCGUCGACAGCGGCUUUCAUUUCCUGGACCACAUUCCAUCCACCAUCAUGGUCCGCAUCACUCUCGCUCUGUCCUUCGCCACCUCGGCCCUGGCCCUCGUCCCGGUCCCUCGCCAGGCUCUUGAUCCCAACGCUGUGGGUGGCAUGACCAUCGGUGAGGCCGGCCGCGUCUGCGGCUCCAACCUCGAGCUCAAGUGCUGCAACCAGGAGGAGUCCAGCUCUGGCGUCCAGGUCCCCGAGGACCGUGGCCUGCUCGGCAAUCUGCUCAACGGCAUCCUGGGCGAGGACGGCCUGGGUAUCUUUGACCAGUGCUCGCCUCUCUCCGUCACUGGACUCAUCGGUGGCACUGACAUUGUCAACAACCACUGCCGCCAAAAGGUUGCCUGCUGCGACUCCAACCCUGUUGUGUCUGGUGGCCUCAUCAACCUUGGUCUCCCCUGCAUUGCCAUUGGCGGUAUUAUCUAAACUUGAUUUGUCUGCGGGCGGCCGGGGAUGGCCUUUUGGUGAGAAUAUAUACGUUAAUUGGAUUAUCGUCAGAAGCUUUCUUAACUCCAAUGGACUCGUGUUAAAUCCCAACUGCUCGUGAACUUGACAGGCUACUUGCCUCCGAUCAGACUCGCGAAAUAAAUUGUACGGGUGGUACCACAACAGACAGAUCACUGCAGCUUCUUUUCUGCGGUCGAAUACUCCCUCGAGUCAUCGCCCUCUACCACCUUUUGG
Emericellopsis atlantica is the source of this 819-nucleotide messenger RNA. Its product is annotated as fungal hydrophobin-domain-containing protein. Gene Ontology annotation, molecular function: structural constituent of cell wall. The transcript has 4 exons. Bases 148 to 564 code for a protein of 138 amino acids. Lineage: Eukaryota; Fungi; Ascomycota; Sordariomycetes; Hypocreales; Bionectriaceae. The record is from RefSeq and is a predicted model, not a curated record. Gene Ontology annotation, cellular component: fungal-type cell wall.